GAGGCGUUGCAACGGCGUCUACUGUUUACUUCCGGUGUGGGUCUUCCUGUGGACAAGUGAGCGUCGCCAGCAAGACAAAUCUCUCCCCCAGCAAAGGAAACUAACCAGCCCACUCAGCCGGUUCACCUCCGUCACCAACAGCAACAACAGUCCGUUAAGAAAAGAAAAGAAAACAUGAACAUCCUUCCGAAGAAGAGCUGGCACGUGCGCAACAAAGACAACAUCGCGCGCGUGCGGAGGGACGAGGCCCAGGCAGCGGAGGAGGAGCGCGAGGCCCAACGCCGUGUGGAGCGCGCGGAGCAGGAGGCACGCACAGAGUAUCUGAGGAAGAAGGCCCGAGCUGCUCUCGAGCACACAGAGGGCAGGAGCGAUGGUGAUGGUGACGAUGGUGAAGAGAGGGGUGGAGGGAGUCGAGCUCUGGAGCAUCUCAACCUUUUUCCUCUGGAGGAAUCCUCUGAGAAGAAGGGCAAUGAGGAGUACCUCAAAGAAAAGAGAGACGAAAAGGAGCGGCAGGAGCGUGCCAUCGGCCUGCUGGUGUCCCUCGGACCCCAGCCGGGGUCAGAGGUGACACCGUGGUACAUGAAAACCAUCAAAGAAAAAGAAGAGAAGAGUGAAAAAGACAGAGACAAGGGAAUGAGAAAGGGAAUAAGUGAAGAGGAGAGAGAGAAGAAAGACCGCAGGCUGAAGGAUAGUUUGGACCCCUUGAAAGAUAUGAAGAAAGCAUUAGCUGUAAAGGACAGAAAGGAACACAAGAGCAAGAAGAAGGACAAAAGAGAGAAGGGGGAGAAGAGGAGCAGAGGAGAAAGCUCCAUAGAACAGUUACGUGCCGAGCGUUUACGCAGGGAGGCUGAGGAGAGGAGGAGAGCCCAGGCCCUGCUGGACCAGAGGAGCGGCAAAGGGAAGGACAAGGAGCCAGCGAGGGAAAUACAGGAGAGGGACCGGCCGUACAACAGCGCUUAUUUUCCACAGCUCGCUCGGAAGCGUCAAAGAAGGGAUCAAGAGAGCUGGAGGGAUGAAAUUUUAAAGUCCUGAUCUGAAACUCUUGAGUCUGAACUCUGAACUGUUCACAGAUGGGCCUGUGUGACUUGCAAUAUGUAUGUGAUUAAUGUGAGAAAAGAAACUAAAGAGCAAAAAUCGUCACCUCUUUGCCUCCAAAAUCAAAGCAAAUGUAAUUCUACAGGGAAACUGUAACCCGGGAGGUUCAUAGCCACUGUGCUUGUAAUGUUGUAAUGCGAUCUAUGAUUCACGUGUUGUGUGAAGUUAUGAUAUCUGAACCGGACUAAGUGGUUUGUAGGUUACUAUUCCUCAUUAGAAGCGUUUUUCUUUCUUGUGAUACUUCAUUGAUCCCUGAAGGAGAAUUCCUGCCUGCCCUCUUCCACCCAGAGGUCAGAGGUCAGGCUCAGCUCCUGCUGCCUGCACCACUGGAGCUGGCAGGGAUCUGAGUGUUUUGUUCAAGGGACCUUCAGCAGGGCAGACGGUUGCUGUCACCGGGGGCUUCAGCAAACAAAACACUCAAUGUCACACUGUGUUGGCACUGCUUCGCUACUUACUGUGAAUACUUUAGAGGUUAGAUGGUUUAGUAAUCUAAAACCAGACAACAUCGAUCGAGCCAUAACCUUUUAGUAGAGGCAGUUUCCCUUAAGACUACAAACAUUUCUGCUACAAGGUUUUUUAUUUAUAAGAAACGGAGAGGUUGAGAAAGUUUGCCACUCUGUUGCUUUUAUGUUUACUUUAUUAUUUCCACAGCAAAAGGCUAUUACAAUACCUUUGUAAAUUAUUAUUAUUUUUUUUUUCAUUAAAUGUUUAACUGCCUGUGGUAAAUAAAUCCAUUUGUAAUAUGA
Messenger RNA from Myripristis murdjan (pinecone soldierfish), 1841 nucleotides. RefSeq names its product leukocyte receptor cluster (LRC) member 1 (gene leng1). Bases 175 to 1032 code for a protein of 285 amino acids. Lineage: Eukaryota; Metazoa; Chordata; Actinopteri; Holocentriformes; Holocentridae. The transcript has 5 exons. The record is from RefSeq and is a predicted model, not a curated record.